GUCGCGCACUGAUGAGGUCACAACACCGUCGCGGCUCUACUCCUCGCCAUAUUCGUUGGUCUUUGUGCGCCAUCCUAUAUUCACUGUUUGUUGUUUUUUUUGUGUGUUUUUAGAACAAUUAUUUCCCCAGCGUGGAACUUUUGUCGCGGAGAAUGCAGGGAAACAAAGUCCCUCAGCAGAACCACGGCCUGAACCGCCCGGGGGAGCAGAAAAAACCCGGCGGUAUGAACACCAACGGCCAGCAGCCCGAGCCCGGCGAGCAGAGCAGCCGUAACGAGGCCUUAACGCUGGAUAUCAAGAGCUUCCGAAAACCCGGCGAGAAAACGUUCACCCAGCGCAGCAGGCUCUUCGUGGGGAACCUGCCGACCGGCGUCACCGAGGAGGAGCUGGAGAAACUCUUCGGCAAGUACGGGAAGGCGACCGAGAUCUUUGUGAACAAGGAGCGGGGCUUCGGCUUCAUCCGACUGGAGACCCGAAUCAUAGCCGAGAUCGCCCGAGCCGAGCUGGACGAUACCCAGUUCAGAGGCAGGCCCAUCCGGGUGAGGUUUGCGACACACGGGGCCGCUUUAGCCGUGAAGAACCUGCCGGAGUUCGUGUCGAACGAGUUGCUGGAGGAGGCUUUCGCCGUUUUCGGUCAGAUAGAACGAGCCGUGGUCAUAGUGGACGACCGCGGGAGACCCACGGGGAAGGGUAUAGUGGAGUUCACCUCGAAGCCGGCUGCAAGAAAAGCCAUGGACAAGUGUAACGAUGGUGCCUACCUCCUCACAGCCUUCCCCCGGCCCAUCACGGUGGAACCCAUGGAUCAGUUGGACGAGGAGGAGGGUCUGCCGGAUAAGAUGGUCACCAAAAACCAACAGUACAGCAAGGAGCGGGAGCAACCCCCCCGGUUCGCCCAGCCGGGCACCUUCGAGUACGAGUACGCCAUGCGCUGGAAGGCUCUGAUGGAGAUGGAGAAGCAGCAGUACGAAAUGGUGGACCGCAACAUGAAGGAGGCCCAGGAGAAGCUGGAGGCCGAGAUGGAGGCGGCCAGACACGAGCACCAGGUGAUGCUGAUGAGGCAGGACCUGCUGAGGCGCCAGGAGGAGCUGAGGAGGAUGGAGGAGCUCCACAACCAGGAGGUGCAGAAGAGGAAGCAGGCGGAGAUCCGGCAGGAGGAGGAGCGCCGCCGGAGGGAGGAGGAGAUGAGGCUCCGCAACGAGGAGAUGAUGAAGAGGCAGCAGGAGGGCUUCAGGGGCAACUUCCCUGAAAAUAGGGAGCAGGAGAUGAGGAUGCACAUGGGCAACCACGGCAUGUCCAUGAACAGGAACUCUCUGGGUGCCAAUUCCGGCCCCGGGGGUGCUGCCGGCAUGGCGGCCGAGAAUCCUUCGAUGAUGCAAGGGUCGGGGAACAACAACAUGCCCGGAGGCGGCCAGGGCGGCUUCCCCCGGGGGGUUCCUGGACCUGGGGACUAUGGACCUAACAACAAACAACGUAGAUUUUAAAUCAUUAUCGUCCGUAUUGUUUCCUGUUUUCAUACCUACAUGUUUUACAGUCGAGGUAGUGGGGGGGCGGGGUUACUCUUGAACAUUAAAAACUAUUGCAUGUAUUUUUUUAAAAUUUCUUUUGUGUACUUAACCAUUUUCAUUUCUGUAGUAAAACCUAAAAUGACAAACAAAUGAGCCAUGUUUUUUAUAAUUCGUUGUCGUUGCUAACGUGUUGACGAAGUUUUCUGGAAUACAUUCAACCAAUUUCCCGAAUAAAUACUGUCUUAUUUUGAGAACAGA
Cynoglossus semilaevis (tongue sole) is the source of this 1763-nucleotide messenger RNA. RefSeq names its product non-POU domain-containing octamer-binding protein-like. Lineage: Eukaryota; Metazoa; Chordata; Actinopteri; Pleuronectiformes; Cynoglossidae. The record is from RefSeq and is a predicted model, not a curated record. Bases 153 to 1481 code for a protein of 442 amino acids. The transcript has a single exon. Gene Ontology annotation, molecular function: RNA binding.